UCCUCCUCCGCUAUCGCAAACCCCGCAACCAAAUGCUCGGAAGAACAAGAGUCUUUUCCCUCGCCCUCGAUCUCUUUCAUUCUCCUCUUCGCUUGUCCUCCAAGCCUAACCUCGAAACCCUCAGAACCCUAGCCAGAAAAUCCCGUCAAAUCCCCAAAUCCAACGCCUUAAUCGACUCCUCCUGCCGCUUCGGCGAUCGCCGGAUCCCCGCUGUAGAUCGGCGUUCCAGGUACGAUCCCAAUCCCGUUCCAAUGCGGGAAGAACCCUCGAAUCCCGACGUCGAAUCGAUCUGUUCCUUGCUAUCAGAACCCGCUAAUCGAUCCAAAGAUCUGGACUUUCUGCUAAAAGACUUCAAGCAGAAGCUCAGCUCCGGUCUCGUCUUGGAAAUUUUGAGGAAGUAUCGUACAUUGGGGAAGUCCAAGACCCUAGAGUUCUUCUCCUGGGCCGGAUUCCAGCUAGGAUUCCGAUUUGAUGAUCCUGUGGUGGAUUACAUGGCCGACUUCCUUGGCCGAAGGAAGCUCUUUGAUGAUCUCAAAUGGCUUCUCAAGACGGUUUCAUCCACUAAAGGCCGAGUUUCAACUCAAACGAUCUCGAUUUAUAUCAGGUUUCUAGGGAGAAAGGGGAGGGUUGUCGAGGCGCUUGCGCUGUUCGAGACCAUGGAAUCGGAGUUCAAUUGCUCUCCCGACAAUCUAGUCUUCAAUAAUGUGCUCUAUGUGCUCUGCAGGAAAGAUUCAUCUGGAGGCUUUAUUGAUGCUGCUGUUGCGAUCUUUCGAAGAAUUGGGCAUCCUGAUGCGUACUCAUAUAGUAAUUUAAUUGUCGGCCUUUGUAGGUUUGGGAGGUUCGCGAAUGCCCUCGAGGUUUUCCGUCAGAUGAGUUUGGCUCAUUUGGCUCCUACAAGAAGUGCAGCUAAUAUUCUUAUCGGGCAAUUGUGUGGGCUUGGUGGUAGGAAUCAGUUGAUCGAGAAGGUUAAGGUUAAGGAUUGGCGUAGGCCAUUUGACAUUUUGGUUCCCAAUAUGCGGGUGAAGAGUGGUAUAGAAACCACAGUCGAGGUUUUCUGGGCAAUUGCCAAGUUGGGUUUGUUGCCAAGCUCACAUGUUGUGAAUGGGCUUAUUUCAGAGCUUUGUCGAUUGGGAAACAUUGAGGAAGCAAUUGAAAUUUUGAAGAUGGCUGAGAAUAUGAAGAUGAGAUCCCUUGAUGAGAGUUACACAAUUGUGAUAAGAGUUCUUUGUGGGCUACGUAGGAUGGAUGAAGCUUGUAAUUUGUUUGGAACGAUGAUAUUUCUAGGACUGAAGCCAAAGCUUAUUGUCUACAAUUCAAUAAUUCACUCAUUUUGUAAGUUGGGGAAUGUAGCUGAAGCACAAGAGUACUUUGAGAUUAUGAAUAAGAGGAGGUGCGAACCAGAUUGUGCAAUAUAUACCAUGUUAAUUCAUGCAAACUGUGCAAAUGGGAAAUGGGAGGCAGCCUAUGAAUUGUUGAUGGAGAUGGUAGGAUUGGGAUGGAACCCGCAUUUUGGUACUUAUAAUUUGGUGAAUGGUCUUCUGAAAGAAUAUGGAAGGCUUGAUUUGUCACAGAAGUUAGAACGAAAAAUGGAAGUUGAGAACUUACAUGCUUAUUGUAAAGCAGGUAGACUAGAAGCUGCCUACGAUAAGUUAAGUUCAAUGCUUGCAAAGGGGUUUUAUCCACCGGUCUAUGUUAGGGAUGCACUUGAGCAGGCAUUUCGGAGAUCUGGCAAGUGGAAGAUAGCACAGGAACUUCUCGAAAAAUUGGAUCAAACUGUCAGCAAGAACAGUACUCAAGGUUGAAAGCUUUUGGCAUGAGCAAUCGUAGGUUCCAAUAAUUCUCCAAAAUACUGGCAGCACAACAAUUUACGAAUGAGCAAGUUGGUUAAACUGGAGCUUGGUCAGUCUAAUCAUUGUACUGUGGUCUUUAUCUAAUCAAGUACCUUUUUCUACCUUUUUAUCGUCCACCCAAAGUGGAUAUAUGGCCCCGGCUUCUCGGAUUGCAGCGGAGAAAGUUAAAACAGCACUUGAACAGAAGCUUGAAGCCGUUCUGAGAGAGCACCAUGGCUAUCCAGGGCCUUGUGGAUUGGAGGGGAAAUCCUGUUAAAAAAAAGAGGCAUGGUGGAGUCAGAACUUCAUAUUUCAUCAACUUCAUGGUGAUGACGGUAAACAUAGCCAUCGUGGCCAACAUGCUGAACUUGGUUAACUACCUACGUGGCACCAUGCAUAUGGGCAUUUCAAGCUCUUCAACGACGGUCACAAACUUCAUCGGCGCCUCAUGCGGAUUUGCUCUUUUAGGAGCUUUUCUUUCCGAUUCAUACAUCACACGAUUUAAAACCAUAAUCAUAUUCGGCCCUGUGGAAUUCUUGGGUUAUGCAUUGCUAGCAUUGCAAGCACGCCUCCCAUCGCUCCAUCCACCAGUCUGUGAGAUCAAUAGACAACAGAAUUGUGAGCAAGUUCAUGGCUUCAACUCUGCCCUGCUUUUCAUUGCUCUGUACACAAUUGCUUUCGGUGAGGGCUGCGUACGUGCUGCCUUACCAUCUUUGGGGGGAGAUCAAUUCGACGAUGAGGACCCAGUUGAGUCACAACUCAAGGCCAGCUUUUUCAACUGGUUCACCUUUGGAAUUUCAUUAGGAGGUUUCAUAGGCCUUACACUUUUGGUGUGGAUUGAAAACAAGAAGGGAUGGGAUAUUGGUUUUGGUGUCUCUGCACUUGCAGUUCUCCUAGGAGUGCUGGCGGUAGCCAGUGGUGUCUCUUUCUAUCGCAUUCAGAUACCAAAAGGAAGUCCUCUGACUCGAAUAAUGCAGGUUUUUGUUGCUGCAUUCAAAAAGCGAAAGCUUGUGUUGCCGGAAAAUUUAGACCAAUUGCAACAUAAUUCUAAGGAUAUUGAAGUCCUUCCUCACACAAAGGGUUUCGAAUUCCUCGAUAAAGCUUCAAUUAAUCAUGGAGACACAGGAACUUGGUCCUGCACUGUAACACAAGUGGAGGAGACGAAAAUUGUACUUCGGAUGCUUCCCAUCUUAAUCAGCUCUGUGCUUGGUUACAUACCUUCACCCCUCCUCUUGACACUCACUGUCCAGCAAGGCAGCACAAUGAACACAAGGCUUGGGAAGAUCCACAUCUCCCCUGCAUCUCUCUUUGUAAUUCCAUUGAUCUUUCAGAUGGUGAUCCUGGUAAUCUAUGAUCAAUUCAUCGUGCCCUUCGCACGAAGGAUCACAGGCUAUAUAGGCGGCAUUACUAACUUGCAACGUGUGGGCAUUGGUUUUGCUGCUAUGUCAUUAGCAACAUGCGUGGCAGCAUUGGUGGAAUGGAAAAGAAAAAACAUAGUAGAAGAGCAUGGGCUAGAGGACUUUGAAACUGGUGUCCCCAUGUCUGUAUUCUGGCUAGGAGUGCAGUUCUUUCUUCUGGGCAUUGUUGAUGUAACUUCAUUUGUUGGAUUACUGGAAUUCUUUAAUGGUGAAGCUUCAAGAGGAAUGAAAUCAAUAGGAACAGCCAUAUUCUGGUGUGUACUUGGGUUAGCAUCCCUGUUGGGAACUUUCCUGGUUGACAUGGUGAACAAAGCUACUAGACAUGGUGACAGUGGAAGGGGGUGGUUAGGGGGAGCCAACUUGAACAAGAGCCACCUUGAUAGGUUUUACUGGUUACUUACAGUCCUCGAACUGGUGGCUCUCUUGAAUUAUUUGUACUGGGCAAAGAGGUAUGUCUAUAGGCAUGAUCCCCGUGUUCCUCAACAGCUGACUGAAAUAUAUGAUAAGGUUUCCUCCCAAACAGGGGAGGUGGCUGCAAUUUAAUCACAUCUCUGCAUAUUGUCGGCACAUGGAAGAGUCGUCAUCUUCCAGAGUAACUAGAAGUUUACAACAUCAGAGUACGACUAUUACUGAAAGCACAAAUGAUGUCAAUAUAUCAGUAGGAAGACUGUUUGUUAUAAUAUAAAAUAUGUUGAAGAAUUAAAGGAUUGAGUGGUAAUUGAAUGGUCUGCUAGUAGCAGGGAUUGCAGGUUGAUCUCUUCCUGUCUCAUAAGUGAGCGAUAGUGGUUAAAGAUGCAUAUGCUACAAAAGUAAAGUUUAGGAUGGUGACAUGUCUUAUAAAGUAUCAUCUGAUGUAACUACGAGGGGGGGGUAUCAUCAUUACUCAUUUUGUUACCUAACCUUUGCUUGCUCAAGUCUCCUAAGUCUGUAAAAUAAUCAACCAUGCGAAGCUCAUGACUAUGAUUAUUCUUGACUUACAUGAAUGGAUUCUACUCUAGAUGAUGUA
Molecule: messenger RNA, 4253 nt
Organism: Phoenix dactylifera (date palm)
Lineage: Eukaryota; Viridiplantae; Streptophyta; Magnoliopsida; Arecales; Arecaceae
Source: RefSeq, a predicted model, not a curated record